UUCUUUAUUAAAAAAUGAAGGGCACAACGAAACAUUUUAUUUGUAAGACAAAUAAUUCCUUCCGUGCGUAACCAACGUGUUUAAAGUCACAUUACAUUAGACAUUUGAAGCCCCCUGAGCGACUGUAACGAUCACGUAACCAAAAAAGCAUUCUGCAGUCUUUCCGUCCUUGGCUCUGUGAUAAGUGAGACGGCCAUGAAAUUACUACAGCCAUUGAGCCAUGUUCCUCGGGCUACGUGUUUGCAAUAAAUAGCCUAGCAAGUUCUUUUGGUAGAAACCAAAUAAGGCGGAAAGAGGAAUGAGCCAACGCCUUGAUCUUGGGUUGUAUAAAUGAAAAACACCGGAAAAUAUCCUUGUAGUGUCAGUCUAGUGACUAACUCGACAACUUCUUCGACGACCGGGUAUUUUUUUCACCAACACGCCAUCAAUUGUUUGCGUUACUGUCGAAAUCUUUGUCCACGAAAACGGAAUCAAACUUGACUGAAAGUGACAAAUAUGGUGUUGAACAAUCCACUGCACAGUGUCCACACGGAAUACCCGCGUUACAAUGAAAAUGAAGGCACCCAACAACAACCAGUUGGUAACGAAAGUGAAGAAAUUGGUAAAAGCUGGAAUCUAACCGCUACGGAUAGGAUCUCUUUGGACAACUUGUCGAUUAAAGCACCCGGAAGGGCUGCAUCCAGCGGCGAACAGAUGUCGUCCGCAUCGUUCCCAAUGAGUAGAAAACGUCUUUCGGCUCUCACUGUUAGCAAAAGGUGGAAAAAAGUUAGUCAUCAACUACAUACGCGGAAAUUACUUUUUGAAAAGCGCAAGCGAAUUAGUGAUUUCGCCCUAGCCGUCGGCAUGCUUGGCAUCAUCAUCAUGAUAAUUGAGAACGAAUUGGCUAGCGCCGGCGUCUACACUAAAUCAUCAUUAUAUUCUUUCUCCUUAAAAGCGGUGAUAUCAUUCACAACCAUGAUUCUUCUGGUAUCCGUAAUGAUUUACCAUAGCUUCGAAGUCCAGAUAUUUCUGAUACAAAACUGCGUGAAUGAUUGGCGGAUCGCCAUGACGUGGCAACGGAUAAUUCAAAUGAGUUUCGAGUUGCUCAUCUGCGCCAUUCAUCCAAUUCCUGGUGAACCAUACUUUUUCUGGAAGACUAAUCACACCAUUGACGUCACUCUCGGUCUGCCCAUGCUCUUCCGAUUUUACUUAAUCGGCCGAGCCAUGCAUCUACACAAGUACUCCACAAUCCACAUCUCCAGUAUAGUAUUCUCUCUAGUGUUAUUCCUCAUUGUCGGAUGCGACGAUAAUAAACUUUUUACAGACACAACCUCGAGAUCGAUCGGGGCCUUCAAUAACAUCGCAUUUGACACUCGAUUCAUCUUCAAGACACUGAUGGCCAUUUAUCCCGGCACUGUCCUUCUCGUUGUGGUAGGUUCGCUGUGGAUCGUCGCCAGUUGGACUAUGCGGCAGUGCGAACGCUAUUACGAUGAAGAGUACAACAAUUUACUCAACACCAUGUGGCUGAUAAUGAUUACUUUUCUGACCAUCGGCUACGGCGACAUGUUUCCCAAGACAUACUGCGGCAGAAGUAUCAGUGUCGCCACUGGAUUCAUGGGAGCCGGUUGUACGGCGUUACUGGUAGCUGUCAUCUUGAAGAAAAUGGAGUUGACCCAAGCCGAGAAACGCGUCCAUGAUCUAAUGAGAGAUACUCAGUUCACCAAAGAGUUGAAAAAUGCGGCUGCCAAUGUUUUACGAGAGUCGUGGCUCAUUUACAAGUACACGAAAUUAGUUAAACGCGUCAACCCAGGUCGAGUACGGAAUCACCAGCGCAAGUUCUUGCAAGCCAUCCAUUCAAUGCAAAACGCUAAAAUGAAGCAUCGUAACUUGAUGGACGACCUUCAUGUCCGCAACAACCCAUAUAACAAUAUGGACGACCAGAAUGCCGCCAAUAAAAUCACUUCUGAAAUAUAUACACGCCAAAAUAUUUUGGAGGAACGACUGAGCUCACUGGAAAAUAAGUUGGUAGUUCUCCAGGAAACUCUAGCAACUCUGCCGGAAGAAAUUUCACGUCACUUGACUAUGACCCAACUCAAUAAUUCUUCUCGCAACCCUGGACACACCCUAUUUUCAUAACGACCAAAACCGUGGUGAUUUAUUAUGAUUUUAUUAUGCUCUUCACUCGUGGAACAUAUGAACUUUAUACAUGCUGUAUCAGUUAAAAAGGUUCUAUUACAUAAAAUAACUUACAUUAAA
Daphnia pulex (common water flea) is the source of this 2235-nucleotide messenger RNA. Its product is annotated as small conductance calcium-activated potassium channel protein-like. Lineage: Eukaryota; Metazoa; Arthropoda; Branchiopoda; Diplostraca; Daphniidae. Gene Ontology annotation, cellular component: plasma membrane; neuronal cell body; neuron projection. Gene Ontology annotation, molecular function: calmodulin binding; small conductance calcium-activated potassium channel activity. Gene Ontology annotation, biological process: potassium ion transmembrane transport. Bases 496 to 2115 code for a protein of 539 amino acids. The record is from RefSeq and is a predicted model, not a curated record. The transcript has 8 exons.